This is a messenger RNA of Carassius carassius (crucian carp), 2681 nucleotides long. RefSeq names its product integrator complex subunit 13-like. Gene Ontology annotation, biological process: regulation of mitotic cell cycle; centrosome localization. The record is from RefSeq and is a predicted model, not a curated record. NCBI's taxonomy places the organism in Eukaryota, Metazoa, Chordata, Actinopteri, Cypriniformes, Cyprinidae. The transcript has 17 exons. Gene Ontology annotation, cellular component: integrator complex. The coding region runs from base 360 to 2474 and encodes 704 amino acids.
AAGAAGAAGAUGUCUCUUUGCACUAGGAACGUUUUGUUUUGUUUGAGUUCUUAGGGCGGAAUUUAACUGACGGACGGAAGCGAGUAACAGCGUUUUAUGCCCCGUGCGCUUUUAUUUGCUUCUGACAGGUUGUUAGCUAAUCCGCCUUUUUCUGUUUUGUGUUUAAUCUUUUUAACAUUGGUUUUUGACUAACAUUAUAUCCCCCCAAUACACAUAUAUAUACUACAAUUUUCUAUGCGAGCGGUCUUACUGAAUGCGGAUUUACUCUCGAUGGAAAACUAGCAGGCGAUGCUAGCAAGCGAAAGCUAGCUAACGUUACAUUUCUGUGACACGAAGAGUCUCUGUGCUGCUGGACCAGGAUGAGGGUGUUCUCAGUUUCACACAAGACGGCCUUUGUGGUCGACCACUGCCCGUACAUGGCAGAGUCCAGCCGACAGCUGAUUGAGUGUGACAUGCUGACCAAAAGCCGCUCCCAGGGGUUGAUUCCUCUGGCUCCAGUUGGCAAAUCUCUCUGGACCUGUGCGAUCGAGUGCUCCAUGGAGUACUGCCGGAUCCUCUACGACAUUUACCCCACCAAGAAACUGGUGAACUACAUCGUGAGUGAUUCUGAGGUUCACAUUUUGAACAGCUGGAAGCAAGAGGACCAGAGCACACACAAGCUGAUGACUGCUUUGGCAGCUGUUGGGCCUCCAAACCCUCGGCAGGAUCCUGAAUGCUGCAGUGUCCUGCACGGGCUGGUGGCGGCUGUGGAAUCGCUGUGUAAGAUCACAGAAUAUCAGCACGAGUCUCGUACCACUCUGAUGGACACAGCUGACAGAGUAGCCAACAGGGGGCGCAUUAUCUGUCUCACCAAUGCCAAAAGUGAUACUCAUGUCAGAAUGCUGGAGGACUGUGUGCUGGAAACCAUUCAGGAGCAAAACAAACGGGCAGCAGGAUCUGACAGAUUAAUGCCAAUUCAGCAGUGUGAGCUUGUGCUGGUCCACAUCUAUCCUCAAGGUGAAGAAACUCUGGUUUCAGAUCGGCAAAAGAAAGAGCUGUCAUCAGUGUUGAGCAGUGAGGUUCACAGUGUGCGAGCUGGACGGUAUCUAGCCACUAAACUGAAUGUGCUGGUUCAGCAGAACUUUGAUUUGGCCUCCACCACCAUCACAAACAUCCCCAUGAAGGAGGAGCAGCAUGCUAACACUUCAGCAAAUUAUGACGUUGAGCUUCUGCACCAUCGAGAUGCACAUAUGGAAUUUAUUAAGAGUGGUGAUUUGCAUAUGGCCGGAAGCACCAGCAGAGACAGUGGGCUGAAGGAAACAGUCACUCUCAAGUGGUGCACUCCACGCACCAACAGUGUAGAACUGCAUUACUGUACAGGGGCCUAUCGUAUUUCUCCAGUAGACGUUAACAGCAGGCCGUCUUCAUGCCUCACCAACUUUUUGUUGAACGGUCGCUCUGUGCUGUUAGAGCAGCCUCGCAAGUCAGGAUCCAAGGUCAUCAGUCACAUGUUGAGCAGUCAUGGAGGAGAAAUCUUUCUGCAUGUUCUGAACAGCACGCGCUCCACACUGGAGGAUCCACCCUCCAUCAGCGAGGGCUGUGGUGGAAGAGUGACUGAUUACCGCAUCACCGACUUCGGUGAGUUUAUGCGUGAGAAUCGCCUGACUCCAUUCCCAGAAUCAAUGGUCGAUGUAGCAUGCAGGACUCCAGUCGAGAGAGCCAAAUUUCAACUCGAACGACACACACGAUACUGGCCAAUGAUCAUCUCCCAGACUACCAUCUUUAACAUGCAGGCGGUGGUACCGUUAGCUAACCUCAUAGUGAAGGACACUCUAACAGAUGAAGAUGUGCUGACCUGUCAGAAAACCGUCUAUAAUCUUGUUGAUAUGGAGAGGAAGAGUGACCCUCUGCCCAUCUCAACUGUAGGCUCCAGAGGAAAAGGGCCCAAACGUGAUGAGCAGUAUAGAAUCAUGUGGAAUGAGUUGGAGACAUUGGUAAAGGCUCAUGUGGGCACCAGUGAGCGACACCAGCGCGUGCUGGACUGUAUCAGCGCUUGCCGGAGCAAACCACCCGAGGAGGAGGAAAGGAAAAAAAGGGGAAGAAAGAGAGAAGACAAAGAUGACAAAACCGAGAAAAACGGCAAGGACACAGAGGAGAAGGGCUGGACCACUGACUCUGAGAGGCUGAAGGGAGUAAUGGAGCGAGAGAAGGACGAACAGAGUGAAUGUGAGAUCAUCAAAGAUUCACCGGAUUCUCCUGAGCCCCUGAACAAGAAACCACGCUUAGCUACAGAGGAACAACAACCUCCAGAGCAAUCUAAAGGUCCUGUGUCUCUACUCACCCUUUGGACCAAUAGAAUCACUCAAGCCAACUCCAGAAAGCAUCAGGAGUUUGCAGGAAGAUUGAGUUCAGUGAAUAGCAAGGCUGAGCUUUACCAACAUCUGAAAGAAGAAAAUGGGAUGGAUGUUCAUGAGAAUGGAAAAGCCACCAGAUGAUGUGUGGAACACGCCUCUUCUCAUCUCUGCAGGAUCAUUGAUUUGUUGAGAGGAUGUGAUGUGAUCUUUGGCAUGAUAUCAAAUGAUGUUUUUGUGCCAGACCCAAGAAGAGCAAGGCAUUGUUUUAUAAGGACAUGCUUUUUAUAUGCUUUAGUUUGUACAAAGAGUGAAAUAUUCUGAGACAGAAUAAAGAAAUUGUCAACCGUG